Messenger RNA from Siniperca chuatsi (mandarin fish), 2785 nucleotides. RefSeq names its product integumentary mucin C.1-like. The record is from RefSeq and is a predicted model, not a curated record. NCBI's taxonomy places the organism in Eukaryota, Metazoa, Chordata, Actinopteri, Centrarchiformes, Sinipercidae. The coding region runs from base 1249 to 2085 and encodes 278 amino acids. The transcript is spliced from 4 exons.
GUCUACUUUAUAUUAAUAAUUUAUAAUCAUCAAUUAUCAAUUUAUAAUCAUCUUUAAUGAUGUGGGUUCAUCACUACAAGCAAUUUGUUUCACAUUACACAUAGAAAACUGUUCCCCUUUAAGUUGGAAUUGAAUUAAACAGCGCUUUACCACUCCUUCAGUCAUUUGAUCCAUUGUUGAUAUUCAAUAAGAGUUUAAAAUUGAACUGAAUUCUAAAUCAAAUGCAAAAAUGUAUCAGCUAUAAUAAACCACAGUAGCUCCUCUUAUACCGAUUACAUUAAAAAUGAAAUAUCCUACCACAAAUUAGUCCUACAGACAGCCUUUACUAGCCAACUGAGCUUUCACAGGCACAAGAAUUUCCAAUUUUCAGUGAAUGUAGUAACACACAACAACACACAUCAGCAAAAACCAUCUGCUAUAUUUAGUGCAAAUAUGUUGUAAAGAAUCUGCACAGUUUUUAUUAGAGUUGAGCUUAAAGUUCCCAGCAUGUGGAUGUGAUUAAACUAGUGAUGACAGUAAAAAAGUUAUAAUAAAAGUUAAAAUAAAAUAGCAGAGUUUGAACUGACCAAAAAGCAGAGAGAGCAGAUGAAGAGAGGGAUUACAUAAAGAAACCUGUUUGACAACCUUGAUGAGAGUCCAAUGGCAUUUUAACUGUGGAAAACUUGCAAUGUUGAUGGGAAUGUGCCCCCCCUAUUUAAUUUAGUUAUUUGAUACCAGCAAAAGUAGUUCUAAAAAUACCUUCUGUUACUGGUAGCACAUUCUGUGUAAGCUUUUAAGCUUUUAUCUGUGUUGAAAUCAAACACAUCCUGACUCACUAAUGAACUGAAAUAAUGUACUCUGACUAAGCAUUUCCCAUCUUGUCUAUAGCUUAGAAUGUGAAUUGUCAUCCUUUGAGAAAAGAGUAAUUUCACUAACUAGAAGCUGAUCCAUACAGCAGUUAAACUAAUUGCCAACUAUUCAUAAAGAAGUGGAUUGUCAACCUAAUUCGGCAUUGUGGAAUGUCACUGCAGAUUAUUUCAAUUGUAUGAUGUGUUUUAUGAUUUAGUUUGUAGUGUCUAUUAUAUUGUGUAUUUUGUGUGUCUGUGACUUAGCUGGUUUUUCAGGUUAUAUGAAAGUAUCCUGUGUCACCUAUGCCUUGUCACUCCCUCUAUAGCUCAGGGAGGAGUCAUUUUAAAACAGAGCACAGUUUGCAAUCACAGACAAAUUACUUGUCUGUACCUGGAGUAGUGAGAAGUAACACCAGUCAUCAUGGAAAGAAAAAUUCUUUGUUGGAUAUUUUUGCUUGGAUAUUUACAUGCAUCCUCUGGACAAAUUGAAGCCCAAGGAACUACAACCACUGACCCAGGUACAAACACUGCAACUUCUACUACAACUUCACACACAACCACAACUGCAGCUUCAACCACCACAAGCUUGGAAUCACUGGCACAUCUACAGAUGAAGAUGACUUCCUACGGAGAGGUCAGCAAUGGAACCAUCAUUGAACUUGUUAAACAGUUCUUCAGGAGUGAGCAGCUCCUGAAUGGAACAGCCCACACAGUCACCGUGACAAACAUUCAAAGGGUUAGAGUUGCAACCACAGUCCCAAGCUACACCACAACAUCCCUGAACACAAUAACUACACCUCAAACAACCACACCCACAGUUACCUCACCCCCAAGCACUACAACAUCACCAACCACACCCAUAACAACCACAACUACCACAAACCUAAGCUCAACAACCACACCACCAAACACCACUACUACAACAACUACUACCGCACCUGGGGUUCCAGCCACCACAACUCCGGCUGGUUCCAGCCACCUGCGGCUCCAGCCACCUCAACUCCGGCUGGAACCUGGGGUUCCAGCCACCUCAACUCCGGCUGGAACUACCGCACCUGGGGUUCCAGCCACCUCAACUCCGGCUGGAACUACCGCACCUGCAGCUCCAGCCACCUCAACUCCGGCUGGAACUACCGCACCUGGGGUUCCAGCCACCGCAACUCCGGCUGGAACUACCGCACCUGCAGCUCCAGCCACCUCAACUCCGGCUGGAACUACCGCACCUGCAGCUCCAAGUACCACAAACAUUUUCAUUUAAGGCUAUAUGACCAUUUCUGCACUGUCAUAGCCAAACCAUUAUAGGUUUUGCUUAGAUUUAACACUAGAUUUAUAACACAAGAUUAGCAAUUAUGUUAUUUUAUGUUGUAUUAUGCCCUUUUGAAAGACAAAGAGAUAUCAAAGAGACAUAUCUAGUUGUAGCACUCGGCUUUUUGUUUUCUUUAAUAAAUCAUUCGAAAAGUUUAUUCAACAUUUGAUUUUAAAGCAAAUAGAAUUAUAUGAAUACAUUAGUUGUCGAGCUCUGCUUUAAAACAUUAUGUGAAAAUACAAAAAGAGAUAGUAGAGUGAAAGUUUUGCUAUUGUGUAAAACAUUUCCAGUAUUCAAACUGGCUAUUCUGUAAGAUGUCAAAAAGAGGCAGUCUGAAAAUGUAUGUGUGCUGGAGGUGCAUGACUUUGGAAGCAGUAUCUACAGUAUAUUGGAAUAACUAUUAAAAGAUCAAAACAAAACAUGGAUGACAAUCUUAAAUUGAAGAAUGCAUCUAUGACAGUAUAGUAUGUCAACACAAUUAAUCAUAUCUGAUCAACUAUAGCCAAAACUCCUAACCCCUGUUAUGCUCACCAUCUCCUCCCACUCUUCUAAAAAGACAUUGUAGUUCCCAUGACACGAAAGUAAUUACAGUAUGUGCACAGCUGCUAUUAUACAUCUGACUCUGAAUGAAUAAAGCCUUAAACAAUACAAA